Drosophila elegans is the source of this 1762-nucleotide messenger RNA. RefSeq names its product iduronate 2-sulfatase (gene Ids). The transcript is spliced from 4 exons. Gene Ontology annotation, molecular function: iduronate-2-sulfatase activity. NCBI's taxonomy places the organism in Eukaryota, Metazoa, Arthropoda, Insecta, Diptera, Drosophilidae. The record is from RefSeq and is a predicted model, not a curated record. Bases 88 to 1629 code for a protein of 513 amino acids.
CAGGGUAGCACAACAAUUUCGCCGGCAUCCACAUCCGCCGUGUCGGCAUCUUCGAGUCAACAGUCGCGAAAUUCCUUUGCCGUGGACAUGACCAGUGCUCGUCUCCUGUUCUCGUUGCUGAUUCCAUCGAUUCUGGCGGAGGCAGUUGCUCCUCCACGACGACCCAAUGUGGUGAUGGUGAUCUUCGAUGAUCUGCGUCCAGUGAUGGGCGUUUAUGGAGAUCCGCUGGCCAGCACUCCGUAUCUGGAUGCCUUUGCCCGGGGAAGUCAUGUGUUUACAAGGACGUAUAGUCAGCAAUCUCUGUGUGCACCCAGUCGAAAUUCCCUGCUCACGGGUCGACGUCCGGAUACCCUACAUCUUUACGACUUCUACAGUUACUGGCGUACUUUUACCGGAAACUUUACCACUCUGCCGCAGUACUUCAAGGAGCAUGGAUAUUACACGUACAGUUGUGGGAAAGUAUUCCAUCCUGGCCUCUCAUCGAACAACACGGAUGACUAUCCGCUGAGUUGGUCAGCUCCGGCUUUUCGUCCUCGCACGGAGCAGUUUAUGAAUUCCCCGGUGUGUCCCGAUAGGGAGGGCAUUCUCCGGAAGAAUCUCAUUUGUCCGGUGGAGCUGCAAACGCAACCGUACAAGACAUUGCCGGACAUUGAGUCCGUGGCGGAGGCUUUGCGGUUUGUGGGGUCUCGGAAGACUAACAAUCGUGAGCCCUUUUUCCUGGCCAUGGGUUUCCAUAAGCCACAUAUAAAUUUCCGCUUUCCGCGGCAAUUCCUCUCAAGAUUUAAACUUUCCCAAUUUUUCAAUUACACGGAGGACAGUAUGAAACCACCGGAUAUGCCGGCAGUGGCGUGGAAUCCCUACACAGAUGUUCGUGCCAGGGAUGACUUCAAGCACUCGAAUAUAUCCUUUCCCUAUGGACCGAUUUUCAGGCAUCAGGCCGCCCAAAUAAGACAGGGUUAUUAUGCCUCGGUGGCCUAUGUGGAUGAUCUGUUUGGCAAGCUAAUGGGAGGAUUGGAUUUGGAUAAUACGGUGGUGGUUGUCCUAGGAGACCAUGGUUGGUCUUUGGGCGAACAUGCCGAAUGGGCCAAGUACAGCAACUUCGAGGUGGCCCUCAGGGUUCCACUGAUCAUCAGGAGUCCGCAGUUUCCACUCUCGCAAACGAAGUACCAUCAUGACAUCACCGAACUUCUGGAUGUCUUCCCCACUUUGGUGGAUCUGGCCGGGCUGCCCAAGUUACCCAGCUGUCAGGACUCCCAGGAAUUGACCUGCGGCGAGGGCAAAAGUCUAUACCACCAGCUAAUGGGUUUGGGCACAGUUGAUGACCAUGUGGCCCUCAGUCAGUAUCCCCGCCCGGGAAUGUUGCCCACAAAGCACCCGAACAGCGACAAGCCCAAGCUGCGAAAUAUCAAAAUCAUGGGUUAUAGCCUCAGAACUGAUAUUUAUAGGUAUACCUUGUGGGUGAGAUUCCAUGCCCAAAACUUUAGCAGAGACUGGUACGAUGUGUAUGGCGAGGAGUUGUACGACCAUCGAUUGGAUUCUGGAGAGGAUCUGAACCUGGUGCCCCUGCCCGAGUUCGAUGAUGUGCGCCAACGACUGCGCCGGCGUCUGAUGGAGCUCGUUGGCAGCUAGUGGAGAUCGGAGAUCGCAGAUCGCAGAUCAGGGAUCCCUCCCUUCCGAAUCCCUCUGAUUUUAAAUACAUUCAUAAGCAAUAAAGGCAGCGCGACAAACGAUCUCGAGACGGCGAAAUAUCUUGUCGCCAUAA